Molecule: messenger RNA, 1652 nt
Organism: Microplitis demolitor
Lineage: Eukaryota; Metazoa; Arthropoda; Insecta; Hymenoptera; Braconidae
Product: galactokinase-like
Exons: 5
Coding region: 454-1635 (393 amino acids)
Biological process (GO): carbohydrate phosphorylation; galactose metabolic process
Cellular component (GO): cytoplasm; cytosol
Molecular function (GO): galactokinase activity; ATP binding
Source: RefSeq, a predicted model, not a curated record
UAAAUUUAUGACUUUAAAAUCCAAAGAGUAUUCAGUUCAUCACAUAAAAGUACGAGUUGCUGAUAAUUUAAUUUAAAAUAACAAGAUAAAUAUUUUUUUAAAAAAAUAUUGACAGCAAACUGCGCACGUCAGGUUUAAAAUUAUGUGCUCGUUACUCAUUUGAUAAAUUAUCAAUCAUAAAUAUUUAAUUACAAUAUUUAAUGAGUGGGGGGUGGCAGGAAGUUGUGAAAAUAAUUUAUAAUCAUCAAUGAUGAUACUAAAAAUUAAAAAACGUCACAAGAUAAUUUAAAGGCCAAGCAGGAGGCGCUGCGCUUAAUUGUUUAUGUUUUAUUUAUUGAAGUAAUAAUUGUAACAAGCGAGUGAUCGAGUGAUAACUUGCUCGUCGUAACAGAAAAGUCAUUUUUCGUAACGUCAACUCAUUGAAAUAUUUAAUUGUCAAGUAAAAUUAAAACAAUGGCUCAAGUUAUUCCAACAAUUGAUAAAGUAAAAGCAGAAGCCAUGGAGAUAUUCCACAAGGAAUUUGGUAAUGAUCCAGAUAUUUGUGUUUUUGCUCCAGGAAGAGUUAAUUUAAUUGGAGAGCACACGGAUUACAACGAAGGUUUCGUGCUCCCGAUGGCUCUGCCAAUGGUCACAAUUAUUGUUGGAAAAGUAAAUGGUAAUAAAAAUUGCACUAUUGUGUCAACAAGUAAAUCCAUCACGACGACGAGCAAACUUGAGUUUGACGUAAGUGAUCGUAGCAAAAUAACACCUGGUGAACCCAAGUGGGCCAAUUACGUGAAAGGUUGCAUUGCCUAUUUUCCAGCUGAUGUACCAGGAUUCAAUGCAGUGAUAGUAUCAACUGUGCCAAUGGGAUCGGGACUGAGCAGCUCAGCAGCUCUGGAAGUCGCAACUUACACUUUCUUGGAAGCUUUGACGGGAGUUGAGUGCAAAGAUCCACGUGAUAAAGCUUUGAUAUGUCAGAAAGCUGAGCACGAGUUUGCAAAUGUCCCUUGUGGUAUCAUGGACCAGUUUAUUUCAGUGAUGGGAAAGCAGGGGCACGCGUUGCUACUCGACUGUCGUGAUCUGUCCGUCACUCAAAUUCCCAUGGAUGGAAUUGAUGAAUAUGUAUUUUUAAUUACAAAUUCAAAUUCACCCCACAAAUUGUCCUCGAGUGCGUUUAGAGAGCGGAGAGACGCUUGCUUUGAAGCUGCCAAGAUGUUGGGAAAGAAAAGCUUACGUGAAGUCACUCUGGAUGAUCUCGAGGUUUUGAAAAAACAAGGAGCUGGUGAAAUAAUUUUAAAAAGAGUCGGUCAUGUGAUAAAUGAAAAUUCACGAACACUAGCAGCCACUGCGGCGUUUCAAGCCGGUGAUUAUAUUAAAGUUGGUGAAUUAAUGAACGAAAGUCAUGAUUCACUGCGUGAUAAUUACGAGGUGUCGUCUAAUGAACUUGAUACGCUUGUAAAUACUGCGAGGAAAAUUCCGGGUGUGCUGGGAAGCAGACUAACAGGGGCUGGGUUCGGUGGCUGCACUAUUACCUUUUUGAAAAAGGACUCUGUUGAUCUUGUUAUCGCAGCCAUCAAUAAAUCAUACUCAGGGACUGCUUCAUUUUAUAUCGCGAGCCCGUCAGUGGGAACCGGAAAACUGGAUUGUAAAUAAAUGAAAUUUAAAAUAUA